This is a messenger RNA of Hylaeus anthracinus, 1950 nucleotides long. Its product is annotated as U6 small nuclear RNA (adenine-(43)-N(6))-methyltransferase. The transcript has 7 exons. NCBI's taxonomy places the organism in Eukaryota, Metazoa, Arthropoda, Insecta, Hymenoptera, Colletidae. Gene Ontology annotation, cellular component: nucleus. Gene Ontology annotation, molecular function: 23S rRNA (adenine(1618)-N(6))-methyltransferase activity. The record is from RefSeq and is a predicted model, not a curated record. Bases 199 to 1743 code for a protein of 514 amino acids. Gene Ontology annotation, biological process: rRNA base methylation.
UUUGCACUAUGUUUUUUGGAUGCACUAUGCGAUUUGUUUUUUAGUAUUCAUCAUACUGCACGUGUUUCUCAAAGUGACGUAUGGCCUGUAAAUAAAUAAGAACUGUUUUUCAUAUUGAAACAGCCAUAAAAACAUGUUUUAUAGGAUUUACAGUGUCACAAUGAAAUAUAGUCGAGUUACAUAAAAAAAAUUUCAACAAUGUCAUUAAGAAAAUUUAUGCAUCCAAAAAAUAAAUAUAAGAAAGUACCAGAUUUUACAAAACUUGCACUAUUAUAUCCCGAAUUUCGUAAUGUUUCGACUAUAGAUUUGACAGGCAAAGUAAAGAUUGACUUUAAAAAUGAAGACAGCCUCAGAGUCCUUACAGAGGUAUUAUUAAAGCAUGACUUUAAUCUUGAAGUAAAAAUACCUCCAAAUAAAUUAGUACCAACUUUGCCAUUACGCUUGAAUUAUAUUUUAUGGAUUGAAGACCUAAUGAAGCAUGCUUCUUUUUAUGAAAUGGAAGAAAUUGUUGGCAUAGACAUUGGUACCGGUGCAGUUUGCAUAUACCCUCUGCUGUUUGCAAAAUUAUAUGGAAAUCGAAUGAUUGGUACAGAAAUUGAUGAUACAAGUAUAGAAACAGCUAUUCGACAUAUCGAAAAUAAUAACUUGCAACAUUUAAUAAAAGUACUUAAAGUAAAUGGAGAUACAAUUCUGAAAGAUGUUAUAGAGAAAGACAAAAUCUAUCACUUUACAAUGUGUAAUCCACCCUUUUUUGAAAUGGAGGAAUCACAAGAAAAAGUACCAAAGCGUCGGCCGCCGAGAAAUGCGCCAACUGGGAAUAAAGUGGAGCUCUCUGUCCAGGGUGGUGAAAGGACAUUUGUUACACAAAUGAUCGACGAGAGUCUAGAGAUAAAAGAAAGAGUAAAAAUUUACACUACAAUGUUUGGUCGAAGAAGUAACUUGCUAUUCUUGUUAAAAUUGCUAAAAAAAAGAAACAUAGAAAACGCAACAUGGACGGAAUUUUGUCAGGGACAUACUAAGCGAUGGGGAUUGGCUUGGUCUUUUCUGCCACUGGACGUUAUUAAUUUGACAAAUGCACCUGUUAUUAGAAAAAGUGGAGAUUAUAUUGCAAAACUGUUGAAACAGCAGCGCCCAACGGAAAUACAGUUUCCUAUGCGCGAUAAAUUUUCUUCUUUCAACAACCUAGUAAAUUUCUUAGAAGAGAUAAUGGAAGAAUUACAUAUACACAUUAAUGAAUUAAACUUACCUAUCGAUGAUUUCAAUGGUUGGUCAUGCCAGUUAAUCGUGGAAAACGAUAUGUGGUCGCAUGCACGUAGAAAGCGUAGAUUAGCUCAAAGACAAAUGAACCAACAUGAAACUCAUAAUACAGUAAGCGAUGGUAUAAAGAAUCCUACAGAAAAUACAAAUGAACAAAAACAGGUUGAAUUUGCUACUAAAGAUCCUUUAUUAGUAUGUAACUUCUUUGUCGAAAUAGUAGAACAUGACGAUGAAUCUGAGAGUGACACCGCAAAGAUAUCUAUGGUGUUUGAAAAAGGAAACGGUGGCAAAAACGCUUUAGAAACGUUUAGGCAGUAUUUAAUAAAUAAAUUAAACGUGAGAGAAUAUUUACGAAAGCAAUAUACAGGACCAACUAAAAGGAAAAGAAAACGAUUAAAGAAAACUGAAAGCGAUGUACAUGAAACUGAUAUCAAUUUAGAACAAGGCGAAAGUACAUCGUUCGACAACGAUGCGGAAUCUUCUUAGAAUGUUGGUCCACGUUCUAUACAAAAUAAUUUAUUUUUCGCGCAAACUUCACGAAACUAUGUAACAGAUUCAAGUCCUCGUAUAUCGUAAUGGUCGAAAAAUGAAAGGAAGCCUUUAUUUUAAAGUGACAUACGUAGUGAUAUAAAUUGAACAAUAAAGCUGUAUGCAUUAUUCUUGUUGAAUAUAAUACAAAUACCUUGUUCCUUU